GAUUAGAGUGCCGCGCCGUGCAUUAACUUGUUUCCAACGAGUCAAUUCWAUUCAGUCUACGUCCGUUCGAUUCAGUUUCGCUUGCCACACAACAACCAUGUUCUCGAGCCGAGGAAUAUCGUCCGCAGCAGCACGACUGCUGGCAAGCCAGAGGGGCCGCCGCCUCUUGAGCAGCGGCACCAACUACAACGGAGGCAAAACAUGGAAGGUGUACCUGUCGGGAGAAAUCCACAGCGACUGGCGGGAGGUCAUCGCKGAGGGWCUCGCCGAGAAAGACCUCCCGGUGGUCCUCUCGGCUCCCAACACGAGCCAYGAAGACAGCGACGACUGCGGCGCGAUGAUCCUCGGCAUGGAGGAGGAGCGGCCCAACUGGGACCACAUUGGCGCCUCCAUGAACGCCAUCCGGACUCAGACCCUCCUCAAGGAAGCCGACGUGGUGGUGGUGAGGUUCGGCGAGAAGUACCGGCAGUGGAACGCCGCCUUUGACGCUGGGUUCGCGUCGGCCCUUGGCAAACCCGUGGUGACCAUCCAYCCGCCGGCCAUCUCGCACAUGCUCAAGGAGGUCAACGCCAGCGCCAAGGCGGUCUGCGAGGAUCCCCAGCAGGUGGUGGAAACGCUGGCCUACGUGAUCCGGGGAGACCUCCCCUCGACACCGCGRGACGGGGACAAGUGGAUCCCGAUCGCCGACCGGCUGGGCAAGGGGAAUCCAAAUCCAUAGGCGCUGCAAUGAAUAUAACAAGCAGAGCUUGACUACGUCUGAUUGGUUGAGAGCAACCCAAUCAAAAAGCGAGAAAAGAUAACUGGGAGCACCAGCAUCAACAGAACCCCCUUACCCAUCAGUUCGCAGUGCUCACUACUGUAACAUGCCACCACUAGUAAGCACUAAUAAAGGUUAUCCAGCAGU
This is a messenger RNA of Pseudo-nitzschia multistriata, 904 nucleotides long. The record is from the annotation of a GenBank genome assembly. NCBI's taxonomy places the organism in Eukaryota, Bacillariophyta, Bacillariophyceae, Bacillariales, Bacillariaceae.